AAAAAAGGCGAAGUUUCGAUAUACAAAAUGAAGUACGUACCAUUUGACCACUGCAAGAGCUACUACAGGCGGACCGGGCUGGAUUUUGACACUCUAUGGCCGGCGCACACGACGUGUGCCCAGAGUGUGCUGGGCGGCGAGUGCGUGUGGCGCAGCGGUGCCAUACUCGUCACCAAGGUGGACCAUCGAUGGAGACUGUUGGGUUUCGGAGUGUACGGCCCCGGUUGUCAGGCUCCGGCCAGGUUCCUAGACUACGGCAUGUACCACACGUGGGUGAAAGAAACAUUUACCGACAUUGGGAAACCUGCUCUCUCCACGGUUGCGGACAAUCACCUCGUGAUGCGAAGAAGUAUGUUCUUGUUUUAUUCAACACUAGUUUCUGCCAGCGGCUUCACCCGCGUUCCUGAGGGAAAAGUGGACCUAUUUGUUGUUCCAGACCGACAGAGUCACGGGGAGCCAAUGGAUGCAGGUGGCGAGGACUAA
Molecule: messenger RNA, 483 nt
Organism: Spodoptera frugiperda (fall armyworm)
Lineage: Eukaryota; Metazoa; Arthropoda; Insecta; Lepidoptera; Noctuidae
Exons: 3
Coding region: 28-483 (151 amino acids)
Source: RefSeq, a predicted model, not a curated record